AUGGAGCCAACUACAAAUGUAAAAAAAAAUGGGAACAUUUACCACGAUAAUAGAGGAAAUGAUGAGAAAGAAGAAGAUAUAAAAAAUAACAGAAACAAUAUAGUGACUAAAAUGAAUAAUAAUAAUGAAAAGAUAUAUAAACGACUCCAAGAUAUCACCCAAAAUUCUGAAAUAAAAUCAUUUAACCAAAAUGUUAUACUAUGGAGUUCAUCAUUUUUUAGCUUAAAGGAAGAGGAUUUAAAAAUAUUUGGAAAUGAAAUAAAAAAAAGAAAUAUAUUCAAAAGAUGUUUUCAAAGAAUUCAUAAAAACAAAAGGAGAAGGUGUAUGUCAUUUAAUCCAUAUAGAGUUCCACUAUCAUGUAAAAAAGUAACUUUUGAUGAAAUGCUAAUUUCUGAACCUAAGAUAAUGAAAAAAAAAAAAAAAAAAAAAAAAAUAUAUAAUAACCCUGAUAUGCCACAUGAUUAUUUUUUUAAAAAAUAUAUUUUAAGAGCCAAAAAAAAAAAAUGGCUAGAAACACAUUUAUAUCAUUCUAAGAAAUUUAAAAUGACUGAUAUAUAUGGUUAUAAAUUAGCUUUAAAAAAUUGUGAUAAAAUAAGUAGACGAAUUUUUAGAUAUCAUAAAAGAAAAUCAUUAAUACAUGAUAUGUCUUAUGUAGAAGUUUUACAAAUAUCUGGAAAUGAAACUGAUAUAAUUAAGAUUUUGAAAAAAAUUACAAACAUUGAACAAGCAAAUAUGUUAAGAGAAAAAUAUUUAUUAGGAAUUUUAUUAGGAAACAUAUUUAUUUAUAAAUAUGACAAUAAACAGGAAAAAUUAAAAUAUGAAAAAAAAGAUUUUCAAACAAACCAACUUAAUCAGAAAAAAAAUCAAAAUUUGUUCAAAAAUAACAACAACAACUUUUUCAAUGCAAAAAAUUGUCUUAUAUGCCCUGCAUAUUUUUUAUGGAGAUCUACAGAAAAAAAAAAAAAAAAAAAAAAGAAUGAAAUAAAUACAACUAAUCAAGUUAACGAAUAUAAAAAUGAUAAUGAGACAACACAAAUUAAGAAUAAAAAUACGAAUGAAAAUUUAAGAGAUCUUUGGAUAUUUAUUCAUCCAAUUUGUUUAAAAGAAGUUAUAGAAAAUUUUGAAACUUUAUUAUCUUGUGAAAUAAAUAAUAUUUCCAAUAAAGUGGAUAUAAAACAUAUUAAAAAUAUUUGUAUGUAUGAAUUAAUCGGACCUAAUAGUUUUAAUUUAUUAACAAAUAUUUUGAAAACCAAAUCAAAAUAUAUUAUGAAAGAAAAAAAAGAUAUUUAUCAUUAUAAAUAUGAAAAUAUAACAUUACCAAAAGAUUUUGUUAUUUCUAUGUAUGCAAUUCUACCUAAAACAAUUGGACCUUUUUUAUUAAAUUAUAAAAUAAAUGAAAAAAUAUCUGAUAGAUUAGUAGAAAAUGUAAAUAAACAAAGUUGUGUUCAAAAUAGCCAAAUAAAUGAAAAAAUUAUAAAAACAAAUAAAAAAAAUAAAAAUAGUCCUUGUCUUAAUUCUUUGAAUUAUUUACGAGAAAAAAAUGAAAAAGGAAAUAAAUUUUUAUUGAAAGAAAAUAACUUCAGUCCUUAUGAUAACAAUAUACUUAUGAAUGAAAAAAUAAAACAAAAUGUUAUAAAAACUUUUAAAAUUAAUAAAUAUGAACAUGUAAGAAGUAGGAAAAAAAAAAAAGUGAAAUUGGCCAUAUUAAAAAUGUUAAGAAAUAACAAAAACAUUGCGCCUUACGAUGUUAUAAAAGAAAAAAAAAAAAAAAAAAAUGAAGACGGAAAGGUAGGAGAUGAAGACAAAAAAAAUGAUACAUUUCUUAGCUUAGUGAACGAAGUAGAUAUAAAUAUAAAAAAUGAAAAAAAUAAUAGUACUAUAUUUGAUAACAAUAUAUUAGAUGAUUAUGUAGACAACUUUUUAAGUGAAUGCAAAAAAGAAGAAAUGGAUAAAAAUAAUCCAAGUGGUGAUAUAUGGAAUAUAAAACAAUCAGAACAAGAUGAAAUUUUAACAGAACUACAAAACACAAAAGAACAGAUUAAAAAUAAUUCACAAAAAUAUAUAAAAAUACCAAUAUUAAUAAUAAAUAAAAGUGAUAAUAAUAAUAAUAAAAGAUUUUUUAUUUUAUGUCCAGCAAAAAAAAAAAGUUCAGUUUUAUUUCAUUUAUUAGUUAGAAAUGGAUCAAUAGCUAUAGGAUUAAAAGAAAGAGAAAAAAUUUUUAAAUGUUUAGAUUUCUUGUGUUAUCCUAAAGAUUUUCCUGAUUCGGUUGGGGGAAUUUUUUAUAAUAAUUUAAGAGAACAAUUAUCAAAAAAAAAACAUUUUAAAAAACCUAUAAAUAAAAGAGUAAAUUAUUAUUGCUUAGGAAUAAAUAAUCCAUUUAAUUAUUCAUGGAUAUCUAUAUAUCCUUAUACUAAUAACAAUAUUAAAAUUAUAAGAGUUACAGAUUCGUAUAAUUCUUUUUUAAUUAAAACAUUUUUAAAUCGCUUUGUUUCGAUAUCUUUGAAUAAGCUGAACAAUAUAAAUGAUCUAGAAACAUUUUAUACAUUUAUGGAAGAUAUAAAAUCGAAGUUUUAUGUACUAUCCAGUUAUUUUAUUUCUGUUUAUGUCUAUGCAUAUAAGGAAGGAACCCCGAAACGGUUAUCCCACAUUUGCUCCAUGUCCUUGAAGAAGUUGAUCAAAUUUUUCACUCAGUAUCCCAACACGAAAAAGAUCCAAAAAUGGCUAGUCCACAAAAAAAUUGAAGAAAAAAAAAUAUAUAAUAGUAAAAAAAUUGAGAAGCCAAAAGAGCCAGUUAUUUCGAGGUAUAAAAACAGAGUAGUUAAAAAAAGGGAAUUAAAAAAAAAUGCAAAUAAUAAAGAAAAUGUAUCGUAUACACUUCAAACAGAAGAUAAACAAAUUGAUCCACAAAAAUGUGAAAAUAAUAACGAAGAAAUAAUUUUGGCAUCUAAAAAAAUAAUUGGUUUUGUUUCUAGUGGUGGACAUGUCCUAUCAAAAGGAUAUGGAUAUGGAGUUGCUCAUAUCUCCUUUUAUUUAUUUUUAGAGAACAUAUUAUAUCACAUAUUUGCUUUGAAAUUAAUUACGUCAAACGAAAUAAAAGCAAAUCAAAAUGGAACGGAAUUCACGUGUUUAGCGUUAAUGAGAAAUAUCAAUUCAUCACAUUAUUAUCACGUUUGGCUUAGCUUGGUAUCAGAAGGAAAAUACCUUCCUUUUUAA
This is a messenger RNA of Plasmodium yoelii, 3213 nucleotides long. RefSeq names its product ribonucleases P/MRP protein subunit POP1, putative. NCBI's taxonomy places the organism in Eukaryota, Apicomplexa, Aconoidasida, Haemosporida, Plasmodiidae. The record is from RefSeq and is a predicted model, not a curated record. Bases 1 to 3213 code for a protein of 1070 amino acids. Gene Ontology annotation, cellular component: ribonuclease MRP complex; nucleolar ribonuclease P complex. Gene Ontology annotation, biological process: tRNA 5'-leader removal. The transcript has 5 exons.